Messenger RNA from Drechmeria coniospora, 372 nucleotides. RefSeq lists its product as uncharacterized. The record is from RefSeq and is a predicted model, not a curated record. Lineage: Eukaryota; Fungi; Ascomycota; Sordariomycetes; Hypocreales; Ophiocordycipitaceae. Bases 1 to 372 code for a protein of 123 amino acids. The transcript has a single exon.
AUGUCGCGUCGCCGCCAAGGCAGGCCCAUCGCCGGCUCCACCCGCACCGGCGGCAGUCCCGCAAGCUAUCGACCGAAAGCUGAGCGGCUGCCCACGACGAGCAUCGAUCGAGCCUGUGGUGGAAUUUUGGCGGUGCUCCCUGCGCCGGCAGCUCGACGUGCCAUGCUCGACGAGCGAGGAAAAAGGAAAAUGGAAGCUGGCGGCCGACAACUCGUCAUCGUCGCUGCCCUGCAUACCCAUCCCGCCGCCCUCGAAGGACGAGGCGGCGGCGGCGGGCUGGCAGCAAGCCCAGGGCUGGUGCGGCGGGAACAGGGUCGGCCGUCCGAGCGGCGACGGCGCGACGGCCUGUUCCAGCGUCCCGCGAGCCGCUGA